AUGGAGCUCCUGGAGCAGUUCCAGGGGAGAGCUACGAAGUUGAUCAAGGGUCUGGAGAAUCUCUCUUACAAGGCAAGGCUGAGGGACCUGGGCCUGUUCAGCCUUAAAAAGAAGCGAUUGAGAGGAGACCUCAUCAAUAUCUAUCAGUAUCUAAGAGGUCCCAGAAAACUGGAGGUUGGCCAGCAUGGUGCCCACCCACAAGAAGGGCCAGAAGGAGGAUCCAGGGAACUACAGGCCUGUCAGCCUGACCCUGAUGACCAGGAGGGUUAUGGAACGGAUCAUCUUGAGUGUGAUGACAUGGCACAUACAGGACCUCAGGCUAAAUAUGAGCCAGCGUGUGGCCAGCAGGACCAGGACAGGGAUAAUCCUCCUGUACUCAGAACUGGUGAGCCUGCCCCUCAAAUCCGAUGUGCAGUUUUGGGCCCCUCACUCAUGAAAGUCAUUGAGGUGCUAGAGAAUGUCCAGAGAAGAGCAGUGGAGCUGGUGAAGGGUAUGGAGGGUAAGUCAAAUAAGGAGCAUCUGAUGGAGCUUCGGUUGUUUAGUCUGGAGAAAAGGAAGCCCAGGGACCUUACUGCUCUCUACAACUGCCUGAAAGGAAGUUGUAUCCAGAUGGGGGUCAUUCUUUCCUCCCAGGCAGCCAGCAACAGGACAGGAGACUUCAAACUGUGCCAUUGGAGGUUCAGAUUGGACAUCAGGAGGAAGUUAUUCCUUGAAAGAGUUGUCAAAUAUUGGAAUGGACUGCCCAGGGAGGUGGUGGAGUCACCAUCCCUGGAGGUGUUCAAGAAACAAUUGGACCAUGGCACUUAG
Camarhynchus parvulus is the source of this 807-nucleotide messenger RNA. RefSeq lists its product as uncharacterized. The record is from RefSeq and is a predicted model, not a curated record. NCBI's taxonomy places the organism in Eukaryota, Metazoa, Chordata, Aves, Passeriformes, Thraupidae.